AUGGCGGGCGCCCCCGGCCCAAUUCGACGGGCAUGGUACCAGUGGAAGAUGAAGCGCUUCCCAUGGCGCAAGAAGUGGCUUGUUGGCUUCGAUCUCCAUGGCAACACCUUUUGGGAAUUCAAAGACGCCCUGCACGCCCUGCGCAACCGCCGGAUCGCCAAAUUCCACCGCAGCACGCACUAUGGCGACGUAGAAGUCUCGCCCGCAUGGAUGCAAUGGCUGCGUCAUAUUCGCCACGAGCCGCCCUCGGUCGCGGAACAGCGCUUGGAUUUGCAGCGCCAGGAACGCAUCAAACAGCUUGCUGCACAGGCGGAUGCACGGUGGGCUGCGAAGCCGUCGGCCCUGGAUGCGCCGGAUAAAGGACAGCCGGUGCAGAUGUUGCAGUCGCGGGAUUCGGAGAGUGGUGUGGCGCAGGUGGAUGCGCAGCAGCAAGGGGGAGAGAUAUCGCAGGAAACUGAACAACGGCAAGGAGGAGAAAUAUCGCAAGAAACCGACCAACAGCAAAGUCAAAAGUCAGCGGCAGACAGUCUAUCAAACUCGCAAGAAGCACAACCUCAAAUACCCCAAGACCCCGCUGUCCCACCAACCAAGGACGAGGAUCUAUUCGUCGCAAAGAAGAAACUUCGAAAAGAACCCAAGAACCCCAAAGACUCACCCUGGAACCAAGCCUCCCAGGCCCAGGAAUGGCAGCCACAGGGUUGGAGUCCCGCGCCCGCAAAGAGAAAGACAUGA
This is a messenger RNA of Plenodomus lingam JN3, 732 nucleotides long. RefSeq lists its product as uncharacterized. Gene Ontology annotation, biological process: mitochondrial respiratory chain complex I assembly. Lineage: Eukaryota; Fungi; Ascomycota; Dothideomycetes; Pleosporales; Leptosphaeriaceae. Gene Ontology annotation, cellular component: mitochondrion; membrane. The record is from RefSeq and is a predicted model, not a curated record.